CUCGUGACGAGUCGAAGCAAUUAUCUUGCAGAAAACAGGUCGCUAGUGCACAACAUGUGAUUAAGAGUCUAGAAGCUGCCUUCAGAACACGCAGUCGAAAUGUGAUUCAUAGUGACACUGGAGUCCCCACUCAAUCUAUGGUUCCAAAUGGCCGACCAUUGCGGAUCGCUAAACGACCACCAGUGUGGAUGAAAAUUAUGUACAUUUAUACGAACUGAUAAAUAACAUAAUACCUCUGUUCCCUCUCUAAUUGAUUAAGGACAGCUGUGCUGUAGCGUGGAAAAUAGCAUUCUGAAGACCUUUUCAGAAUCCUGAACUGCAUGCGUCAGCCUAACAAAAGUGCCAUCCAUCACUUGAUCUAGUCAUCGGAAUGUUUUGUUCUCUUAUUAUUAUAUUGAAAAUUGCAUUGUUUAGCAUGCCAUCCAGUCACUCAUUAUAUUAUGACGUUUAUGCAAAUGGUUGCAAACCUACUAAAAAGUUUUCCUCAACCAAUUUUUAUUAAUGACCAGUUACUAUAAUAUCUUUCUAUAUUACAGCUGUCAUGUGUGGCUUCCUUCAAUCUCCAGACAAUGGAAAUUUGAUAUCUGGAUUACGGCUGUGUAACAGUGUUGCACAAUACCGAUGUGAUUACGGCUACAAAUUGAAUGGAUCAACCAGGAGACGUUGUCAGAGCAAUGGCACGUGGACAGGAAACGAACCAGUUUGUGAACGUAAGGACACAAAGUAUAGACUACACAGAGGUCCGUCUUCUUGUCAGCGUCUUUGAUGUCAGUUAGUGUAACCGGCCGCCAUGUUCCUAGCGAAAUGCGCUAAGGAGAGGCCGUCACCUUCCUCGGAAACAGUCAAAUUGAUAGGCUUGUUUUAGACGUUCGGCGCAGCGCAGGGGGUGAAUGCCUCCCAUUCGCGUACUAACUUGCAGCCGGUAAGGGGGGUUUUGCCGAGUCCGACCUCUGUAUUAUCUAUACUCUGUGGUUAGGCUGGCAUAGAGUAUACUGUAGCAAACAGAUAAUUAUUUCUGACAACUGAAUAUCUAGCAUACAUGUCGUCUAUAGCCACUACAAACGGCUUGGCUGCGGAGUUUUUCAUACCCACGAUAUGUCUCUGUAUAUAAAUCUGGCACUAAACUUACUAACGAUCUUGAGCAGAAACGACAAAAAGGUAAGCUCCAGCCCACUAUUUGGCCCCAUUCUCUAUUGAAUAAAUCAUUCUCGGUAUAACAUUAUUGCGAAAUUUCAGGAACACAAUGCUGUCUAUAAAAUAACUAAAAUACAGCAAAAUAUAUGUAAAUUGUAUGAAAAUUUCCCUAAAAGUUUCUCUAAUAUAAUGGUUUCCAAUAUAUAAGCCUCCAAUCCAGAGCCACUGGGAAAAAUAAGCACGUAGAGGGCUGCUAAAUAGAGGAAAAUUAAUAUGGAAUUAGUGUUUCAAUUCAACGUACGGCUUGAGUCAUUCAACGAGAUGAUGCCAAAAGGUCAUUGUCUUCGCCAUUGCAGGUUUGCAUAAACAUGGACAAAUAACUUUUGCAGAGUUUUCGGACCUUACCUUGAUUGACGAUGUGUCGACUAUGAGUAAGGAUAAUGUUUUUUUGACCAGUUCAAUCCUUAAAGUGAUCUAUAUACUAUAGGGCCAGUAGAUAGUUAAUAGAACAUAGAAAUUUUUGGAGAUGGUAUUUUCGAAGUAAAUUUCUAUACUCUUUAAUAGACCUAACGAUUCGGCCCUGCGAUACCGUUCCGGCGGUCUAACCAAUUAAGCUACAGAAUCUAGUUUCUGAGCAUUACCACAGAUUCCUGUAUAUACUACAAAUACAUGCAUGCAGCAAAUCCCUCCGCUUUGUUUUCCAAACAUUGGUUUAACAUGAAGUAUUAGUAAUCCUUGGGUUUACAACGGUUUUCACGAUUUCUCACAGUAAAUCAAUUCUUCUCAUUUCUUCAAACAAAAAUUGCUUCAAAGCUGUUGUGUGAAACGUGAUUUUCCAAAUAUAUAUAUGCUUUUGAAAAUUGAAAUCUUGCUUAUCCACACUCCUGCAUGGCAAACAGCCAUGUUUUUGAGAUCAGUGAGAAUAGCCACCCACAGUUGGUCACUCACGCCCGCGAUCAUUGAUGAUCUUUCGACUUCGCCAAUGGUUCCCUUUCUCGGGUGUAAUUAGCUUGGCGGAUUUAAUACCCUCGCCCCGUGCUAACGUCAGGAAUGGCGGUCCGCGCCGUUGGCUCGGGGAAAAUGGCGUGUUGGCAUUAGAAGGUAUAUGGUUAAAUGUGGAAUUUUCCAUUGGUUCUCGUAGACGGAAUUUUCGAACCCACAAUUCUAUGCACUUUUAGAUCGCUGCUGCGGAAUCGCAGGGCCGCAAGUUCGAUUCUUGCGAUAGGGCCUGUAUAUACUGUAGUUGCUUUUACGCCAACUGUUCCUGGUUAGGUCUAAACGUGUAUAAAAUUAACGUUCGAAGAUUUUAUCUAGGAAAGCCCAUACCCUAUUUGUUCUGCGAACACGAUAUCCAAAAUCUUGAUGUUUACCCACUGGAAAGUUAAAACUGUUUAUUCUUACAGUAAAAAGCUGUCAAGAUUCAGGCACGCCAUGGAGAGGUAGCAAGAAAGGAAAUCUACAAGUUGGACAAACACUCCACUUCUCGUGUGAUCAGUGCUACCGCCUUCGAGGUAGCAAUACUAUGACAUGUCAAUCUGAUCUAGAGUGGACCGGUCGUCGACCCACCUGCACAGGUGAGCUUCAUGGUUUCAGUUUUGUGUUUUUAGUCUUGAGUUUUCAGUUUUCAGCACUUACCACUUUAGCGCCGAACGACUUCCAUAAAUUGACUGUGGCGAAGGCAUGGCGGCUCUGUGAGACCCAAUUAAGACCUCCAGUACAGUUCUUGUGAAAAUGUGAAAUCCUGGAAAACUAGUGAGGGGGUGCUAUCUCUGGAAUAAUGAUAAGAAAUGUUAUUGGUUUCUGAAUUAUAUAGUCAUUCUUCGAAACUUGUCUCAGAAUGCGAAAAAUGCUGUUUCAGAGAAUACAGCUGAAAUUCAAAAUUUCGGGUUUUUUCGGGGAAAAUUUCAUUUUGCUUUCAUCUUGUACCUUUAAGACUGGUACAGUAUACAGUACAUUUCUGUAUGUCGGCGGGCCUUCAAAUGCAGUGGCGAAGCCAGCUCUGAAUAGUUUGUCCUGCUCCGAGCAGCGAAGGCGCGAGGCCUGCUCGGGGGAUCCGGGGGCAUGCCCCCCGGAAAAUUUUGAAAAUUAGAACCCCGGAAAUGCAAUGUCCUGCGAUUUGGGAAUUGAAUUCUAAGCUCCAAUUUGACCUCAAGAAGCGGCAAAACCUCGCAAAUUUACCGUAUUUUAGCCAAAAAUUACAACUUGAUCACCAAUAAAAAAACCCGAUUCAACACCAUGUUUAAUUUUGGACUGUUUCGCUCAAUGUCAGAGCUCAUCAGCAUGCCUAAGAGUCACUGACAAUUGAUAUUUGAUAAAAUUAUUAAUGUUCAGUGAAUCCGACAUGGACAGUCAAAGCCUGCCAACGCUUUUGUGUGUUUCUUAAAAUUAUAUUUAUAAACCACUGACAUCGGUGAAAACUAUGCAGUGAUCCAGUGGAGUUACGUGUAUAUCUGAAAGUUGCAACUAACUUCCGACAAAGGGGCUUCGCUCAAAACGUCGAAGCUCUGCUUGUAUUUUUCAGGUAGUUGUAUCUCUAUCAUUCCUUAUCUUAUGCAGUGGGGUCACCACAAUGAAGUGAGUAUCUCCCCAAAUAGUACUAGAAAAUGUAAUACUAUAUUUCUAUGGAAGGAAAGUGUAUAAUAUGCAGUGGGGUCACCACAAUGAAGUGAGUAUCUCCCCAAAUAGUACUAGAAAAUGUAAUACUAUAUUUCUAUGGAAGGAAAGUGUAUAAUAUGCAGUGGGGUCACCACAAUGAAGUGGGUAUCUCCCCAAAUAGUACUAGAAAAUGUAAUACUAUAUUUCUAUGGAAAGAAGCAGUGGGGUCACCACAAUGAAGUGGGUAUCUCCGCAAAUAUUACUAGAAAAUGUAAUACUAUAUUUCUAUGGAAGGCCACAAAGUGUAUAAUAUGCAGUGGGGUCAUUACAAUGAAGUGGGUAUCUCCCCAAAUAUUACUAGAAAAUGUAAUACUAUAUUUCUAUGAAAGGAAAGUGUAUAAUAUGCAGUGGGGUCACCACAAUGAAGUGGGUAUCUCCCCAAAUAGUGCUAGAAAAUGUAAUAUUAAUUAUAUUUCUAUGGAUGGAAAGUGUAUAAUGUGCAGUGGGGUCACAACAUUCAUAUUGACACCAGAUAUAACCCUAUAAUAUUAAUCUCGCUCUAGCUAGUUACUAAUUUGGAUACAUGUAUGGUAUUAAACCAAUGGUAUAUUAUGUUUCUAUUUUUUAUUUAUUUAAACUGAAAAUUCAGUCUUUUAGGUUUUACUACAAAUUUUGCUAAAACUAAUUCAUAGAGCUGCUUCUGAUUUUCCUUUUCCUUUCAAAAUAUCUUUAUGUGCUGAAAUUCUACAUAAAGAACCUAAACGCAAGUCAGUCAUAUAGUACUCCGGAGAUAAGACUUAACUCUGCCCAAUCAUGAAAAUGACCUUUCAGCAGAUGCACUUGAAACUGCCAUGACAGCAUUCAGUUUCAACAAUUUCACAAUUUCUGGAAAGCAGGUUUGCACAUUGACUUUAUACAUAUACUUCAAUAGCUCCAUGGGGUUAUCCUUAUGGAAAUCCUUAUCUUUGUAAACAAAAGCCAGUUGAUUUUGAAGGUUUGGAACAUUAAACAAGGGUCCAUACUUCUCAGUCAACUGUUGGAUCUUAUCAGCCGGGACAGUACCAUCAACCCACUGUGGAAUUAUUUUUGGAUUUACCAAAUCAAAAAAACCAAAACACUCAACAUCACGAAAACGAUUCCCUGUCAUAGCAACAAUGUUGUCAAUGACUUCAAAAUAGAGGGAUUUGUAGUUGAUGGCUUGCUCGGACAUUCUCGAAGGGGCACCACCAGCCCGUGUUAGAGCAUCAGCAUGACAUCUCUCAAAUGCAGCAUCAGUACGCAAAUCAUCACAAAGAUAUUUGCUAAAAUCAUGUAUUUUAUCAACUGCAUAUGAAAAAUGAACAGACCUAUUUUGUAGAAUAUCAUACAGAAUGGAUGGAUGACUUUUGCAAAAUUUUAAAAUACAGCUCAAGUAAAAAGCAGAAAAGGAAAGAUUCUAGACUAUGAAGAAGGCUAUCAGCUUUCUCAACUGUUUCAUCAGACCAAUUUUGGGGGUUAUCAGUGAUCUCAGUUAAAGCUAUCUUUAUCACAUCAAAGCCUUAAUGAGAUAUAGCCUUGACAGUUCUUGACUUGUAGUACCACCUUGUUUCUCCUGGAUUAGGAAUAUCAACACCAUGGGCAUUGAAAUGAGCCUUCCUAUCAGAACUAGGCUUACUGAAAGUACAAAAUGCAGAUAUCUUGGAGAAAAACAGUUUAACUUCCUUGAUAUUUAAGGCAGAUUGGCAAAGUACUAGGUUUAGUCUAUGUGCUGCACAAUGGAAAAAGAAAGCAAAGGGGUAAUCUUGACGAAUCAAGGUUUGAAGACCAUUAAUAUGACCACUCGUCACAGCAGCUCCAUCAUAGGUCUGCAUUAUGAGCUUAGAUUUCAAGGAAUCACCACAUUUGUUUAAAACAUUUUUAAUGACCUCACUAAGGGCUGGGGCAGUUCGCCCUGCACUAACAUUGUGAAAUUUCAGAAACCGUUCCACAACUUCACAACCCUUAUCUAGACGAACAAUUACACAAAGCUGCUCCUUAGUCGAUACAUCUAAUGUCUCGUCACAUUGAAUGCUUAUGAACUGACACUCACUAAUCUCUUUAUCUAUUUCAUCCUGAAUGAUGUAAUCUAAACAUGCAAUUAAAUCAUUUUGAACAUCUGAAGAUACACCAGUAACCCCCCACCCCCAAACUCUGGCCUUUCUGUGGCUUCCAGCUUACCAUUUAAACGCCUAUCAAAGACAGAAUCCAAUUUACAAAAAGAUUGCAAGAGCUCUCUAUAAUUGCCCUUAUUGAGGCUGGUGCUGGACUCCUCAUGCCCCUGAAUGCAAGUUCUUGUCUGGCUAAAUACAGCACAGCUUCAGUCAAAUUUUUCAACAUUUCUCUAUUUUGGCUCACUCCCUCAUUGUACCUCUCUAUAGCCUCCCUCCUUGCUCUGGAAAACAGCACAUCUACACUCUCAUGACUACCAACAGUAAAGGUUUUCCAAGUUUUAUAACACUCCAUAUGCGCCCGGGCCCUCUCAUGCUUUUGGCAGUCACUCAAGAAGCUAUGCAUAUUAACAUAGCCAGUAUAGGUCCAAGUAGUUGACUUGGAGUUAAAUAAUAAACAAGGCCAACAAAAGAGGCUUUUCCUUACCUCAUGCACUAGCACACAACCAGUCCUUUCUUGAAUACCAAGACUCUUGAAAACUUCGUUUCCCAGUUUUCAAGAGAAGCUUUGGCAUUGGACGUAGCAUACAAGCUAUAGCCUUUUGUUCACUUUGAUUUCGCGAACUAAAAGACCUUUGUAAGAGAUCCAAAAUAACAUCUCGUGUACUCUCACACGCACUUGGUUGAAUCGCAUUAAUUUCCAUAUUCAUAAAGUAUUUCGCCACCGGAAGAUGAAUAAUUCAGAAGAAUAUUCGAAGGUUUAUCAUUCGUCGAAGCUCGAGCAGGAGUAAAAGGCAUAUUUCAGCGUGUUUUGCAUUCUUGAGAGCUGUUUUAGCCAAUGAAAUGCGUUAGAAUUUUAUGUUUGUCCUGCUCGCCUGAGUUGAGCAGGACUCAACUUCGGGCAAGCCACCCAUUUUUCCUGCUUUUGCCUGCAUGCAGGCAAAGUCUCGAUACUCAUUCAAAAUAAGUUAAAUAACGUUAAUUUACAUAAUGAAUUUCUCUGUUUAAGAAUUUCUGCGCAACGUACUGAAUUAACUAUUAAGUUAAGAAAAUGAAAGAACAUAUGCCAAGCUGGAUAAAAGUGUUUUCUUUUAAAAAUUAUAUGCGUAAAAUAUUCAUUAUCUGAGAUUUUGUAUGUCAUGUUGAGCAGGACAAGCAGGACAUCUGGCUUCGCCACUGUUCGAAUGUGUUGUGGACUCCUGCCAACUCGUUUUUCUUCGAUUUUCUUAUUAAUCUCGAACGCAUAUUGUUAAUUAAAAACCUGAAAUUUCAAAUUCAGUCAUUGAUAGAAAACGUAGCUUCCAGCUUUAGAAAGCUUACGAAAAACUACGUAUACGACAUUUAAACGGUUGCCUUGAGUUUUCAAGCUCUUCUUGAGUUUUUAGCUUCUGAAAACGUGUUUUCAGACUAGUGCCCAGGACUAAGGCGUUUUGGCCUACUUUUCACAUUUUGGAACAGCAAUAAGUUUAACUCGAAGAACGCUUGAAAAAUCAAGGUAAUCGUUUAAAUGUCUUAUAGAGGAUCCUGAAGGGGGGGUCCCAAUCCCAUUUCCCACCUGAAAUUUUGGCAAAAUCCCAGUCCCAGUUGGAUUUUUAUUAGAAAUCCCAGUCCCAGUUAUUGAAAUCCCAGUCAAUAAAAAAAGCCUUUAUUUAUCGGUAGAAUAAACAGUUUUAAGACCUUUUAAGCAAGUGGCGCACACUUUAUGAAAUAUUAAGGGGGGGGGCCUCGUGCCGAAGGCACGGAAAAUUUUUAAAUUUGAAUCCCGCAAAUGGUAUUUGCAGCAUUCUGGGACACGCAUAAUCAGAAAAUCCAGAAUUCCGGGCGCCAGAGUAUGCCUGUUCGCAGGUAGUGCUGUGAAUAAUAUAGUUAACAACAAAAAUCAUGACCAAAUACACCAAAAACGGAUCAAAAUUGUAUUUUAAAAUACUCAAAACGCAGAAGAAUUGGGAAUCGACUCGCAUUACCUCAAUCCCAUUCCCAUUUUCGAGGACUUCAUUUCCCAUUCCCAGUUGCCAAAUCCCAGUCCCAGCAACCCAAAUCCCAUUUUCCCAGUCUAAAAAUAGAUCAAUCCCAGUUCCCAUUUUACCCCUUCAGGGCCCUCCUUAUAGGUAGGUUUUUGUAAGCUUUCUAACGCUGGAAGUAAUUUUUUCUAUUAAUAGUUUUUUCCUGAAAUUUCACGUUUUUAACAAUGUAGAAGUUUAAUAGGAAAAUCGAUGAAAAAUGUGUUGGCAGGAGCCCAUAAACAAGGAAUUUGAACGCCGCCAGCAUAUAGAAAUGUACUUACUAGCCUUAAAGCCACAAGAUGAAGGCAAAAUAGAAUUGCAUCUUGAUCGGGUGAGUUUUUCCCUCCUAUUUAUCUAACUACAUCUGGCAGUUGAGGAAAGUACUUUCUCAAUUGUUGAAACGGUUUGGCAAGUAAAUAAUGUAACUAAGCAUAAUUAGCCUUAGCCUCCUCCGCAGGCCUCUCUAUGGGUUCUAGAAUUAGCCUUGAUGUACUUGGUCACUGAAAAGCUCCGAUGGGGAGUUAGCAGAAUAAUUUAAUAUAUAAUUUCUACACAGUAGUUUUGGUUACAAACAAUUUUUUAAGUCGAAAAAUAUUUUCUGAAUGACUUUUCUGAAUUAUGAAAAUAUUGCUCUAGGGGCACUUUGUUCGUCAAUAGUCUGUAAAGUUAAUAGGAAAUGUACAGUAGAAUUGAAGUACUGAACCGGACACUCAUUUUUAGCUAUAUAUAUAAAGGGACAUAUAUUUUUAAUGGUUAAUUGAUUUUAAUAAAUUGGCAUAAAAGCACUACAUUUAGUGACAAGGAUAAUUAAACAGUAUUUAGUCUUUCUUUAUUAUACAGACAAGAAUGUCCGUGUGUUGAAGUGGCUUACCCGAUUUGCCAGUUUUCGAUGCUGUGAGUGAACCAGCAACAUUGGCCCAAAGAUGGCUAACAUGGAAAGAGGAAUUUGAAUUAUACGUUACGGCUUUGGGGAUUAGCGAGCCACACAAAAAACGAGCUUUAUUGCUUCGUCUUGCUGGGCAUAAAGUGAGAGACAUUUUCAAAAAUUUGAUUCCCAAAGAAAUUCCAGGCGAUGCAAAGGAGUUAUAAAAAAACUCAUGGAGUCCUGUCUGAACACUUUAAAAUGGGAAAGAAUGCCUCGAAGGCUCGACAAACGUUUGUAGCAGUGGAGCCCCAUUAAGCAGGUCAAAAGUUUGAAACCUUUCGUGACUGUACUCGGGCAGACGUCAAGUCCUAGCUCCUUCAGCGAGAAUUGAGAGAUGGUUGUUAUAUUUGCAGCAAUUCCAGUACGAGAUCACAUGUAUACAGUACGAGGGACAGCCGGACAGGUAAUAUAGCAGAUGUCGUAAGCCGCAUACCUGUUGCUCCGAUUGAAGGACGAUGAUUGCAGAGAUAUACCUAUAUGAAUUCCCAUACAGUGUGGCAAGUCAAGCGAUGCCUGUUGUCUUGGCAGCCAAAGAAGUAGAGGCUAUUUUAGCUGAGGAUCUGACAUUGCGACUGGUCCGCCAAGCCUUGACUACGGAUGACUGGAGUGAGCUACUGGGCAAGAAGUUUACUAGACAGUAAAGGAUGAAUUGUCAACUCGUGAUGUGCGGAGACCAAAUAGUUAUUUUCGUACAUGUAGUAUCCAAGGCAUUGUUCUGACUAAAGCUACGUUACGUGAAAAGAUGAACGGACAAACAAAUAGAAGACGCCAUACGUUCCUGUUAUCCAUGAGUCAACGCGUGGGUCCUAUAGAGCUAAGCCAGAGCCUGUCAGGUCGACCGACUUACCCUAAGCUGCAUGGCAAAAAUAGCAAUAUAUCUCCUAGAAAUAAAUAGCUGUAAUCAUCUUUUUGUUGUUGCUGUGGAUUAUUUCUCGUGACGAGUCGAAGCAAUUAUCUUGCAGAAAACAGGUCGCUAGUGCACAACAUGUGAUUAAGAGUCUAGAAGCUGCCUUCAGAACACGCAGUCGAAAUGUGAUUCAUAGUGACACUGGAGUCCCCACUCAAUCUAUGGUUCCAAAUGGCCGACCAUUGCGGAUCGCUAAACGACCACCAGUGUGGAUGAAAAUUAUGUACAUUUAUACGAACUGAUAAAUAACAUAAUACCUCUGUUCCCUCUCUAAUUGAUUAAGGACAGCUGUGCUGUAGCGUGGAAAAUAGCAUUCUGAAGACCUUUUCAGAAUCCUGAACUGCAUGCGUCAGCCUAACAAAAGUGCCAUCCAUCACUUGAUCUAGUCAUCGGAAUGUUUUGUUCUCUUAUUAUUAUAUUGAAAAUUGCAUUGUUUAGCAUGCCAUCCAGUCACUCAUUAUAUUAUGACGUUUAUGCAAAUGGUUGCAAACCUACUAAAAAGUUUUCCUCAACCAAUUUUUAUUAAUGACCAGUUACUAUAAUAUCUUUCUAUAUUACAGCUGUCAUGUGUGGCUUCCUUCAAUCUCCAGACAAUGGAAAUUUGAUAUCUGGAUUACGGCUGUGUAACAGUGUUGCACAAUACCGAUGUGAUUACGGCUACAAAUUGAAUGGAUCAACCAGGAGACGUUGUCAGAGCAAUGGCACGUGGACAGGAAACGAACCAGUUUGUGAACGUAAGGACACAAAGUAUAGACUACACAGAGGUCCGUCUUCUUGUCAGCGUCUUUGAUGUCAGUUAGUGUAACCGGCCGCCAUGUUCCUAGCGAAAUGCGCUAAGGAGAGGCCGUCACCUUCCUCGGAAACAGUCAAAUUGAUAGGCUUGUUUUAGACGUUCGGCGCAGCGCAGGGGGUGAAUGCCUCCCAUUCGCGUACUAACUUGCAGCCGGUAAGGGGGGUUUUGCCGAGUCCGACCUCUGUAUUAUCUAUACUCUGUGGUUAGGCUGGCAUAGAGUAUACUGUAGCAAACAGAUAAUUAUUUCUGACAACUGAAUAUCUAGCAUACAUGUCGUCUAUAGCCACUACAAACGGCUUGGCUGCGGAGUUUUUCAUACCCACGAUAUGUCUCUGUAUAUAAAUCUGGCACUAAACUUACUAACGAUCUUGAGCAGAAACGACAAAAAGGUAAGCUCCAGCCCACUAUUUGGCCCCAUUCUCUAUUGAAUAAAUCAUUCUCGGUAUAACAUUAUUGCGAAAUUUCAGGAACACAAUGCUGUCUAUAAAAUAACUAAAAUACAGCAAAAUAUAUGUAAAUUGUAUGAAAAUUUCCCUAAAAGUUUCUCUAAUAUAAUGGUUUCCAAUAUAUAAGCCUCCAAUCCAGAGCCACUGGGAAAAAUAAGCACGUAGAGGGCUGCUAAAUAGAGGAAAAUUAAUAUGGAAUUAGUGUUUCAAUUCAACGUACGGCUUGAGUCAUUCAACGAGAUGAUGCCAAAAGGUCAUUGUCUUCGCCAUUGCAGGUUUGCAUAAACAUGGACAAAUAACUUUUGCAGAGUUUUCGGACCUUACCUUGAUUGACGAUGUGUCGACUAUGAGUAAGGAUAAUGUUUUUUUGACCAGUUCAAUCCUUAAAGUGAUCUAUAUACUAUAGGGCCAGUAGAUAGUUAAUAGAACAUAGAAAUUUUUGGAGAUGGUAUUUUCGAAGUAAAUUUCUAUACUCUUUAAUAGACCUAACGAUUCGGCCCUGCGAUACCGUUCCGGCGGUCUAACCAAUUAAGCUACAGAAUCUAGUUUCUGAGCAUUACCACAGAUUCCUGUAUAUACUACAAAUACAUGCAUGCAGCAAAUCCCUCCGCUUUGUUUUCCAAACAUUGGUUUAACAUGAAGUAUUAGUAAUCCUUGGGUUUACAACGGUUUUCACGAUUUCUCACAGUAAAUCAAUUCUUCUCAUUUCUUCAAACAAAAAUUGCUUCAAAGCUGUUGUGUGAAACGUGAUUUUCCAAAUAUAUAUAUGCUUUUGAAAAUUGAAAUCUUGCUUAUCCACACUCCUGCAUGGCAAACAGCCAUGUUUUUGAGAUCAGUGAGAAUAGCCACCCACAGUUGGUCACUCACGCCCGCGAUCAUUGAUGAUCUUUCGACUUCGCCAAUGGUUCCCUUUCUCGGGUGUAAUUAGCUUGGCGGAUUUAAUACCCUCGCCCCGUGCUAACGUCAGGAAUGGCGGUCCGCGCCGUUGGCUCGGGGAAAAUGGCGUGUUGGCAUUAGAAGGUAUAUGGUUAAAUGUGGAAUUUUCCAUUGGUUCUCGUAGACGGAAUUUUCGAACCCACAAUUCUAUGCACUUUUAGAUCGCUGCUGCGGAAUCGCAGGGCCGCAAGUUCGAUUCUUGCGAUAGGGCCUGUAUAUACUGUAGUUGCUUUUACGCCAACUGUUCCUGGUUAGGUCUAAACGUGUGUAAAAUUAACGUUCGAAAAUUUUAUCUAGGAAAGCCCAUACCCUAUUUGUUCUGCGAACACGAUAUCCAAAAUCUUGAUGUUUACCCACUGGAAAGUUAAAACUGUUUAUUCUUACAGUAAAAAGCUGUCAAGAUCCAGGCACGCCAUGGAGAGGUAGCAAGAAAGGAAAUCUACAAGUUGGACAAACACUCCACUUCUCGUGUGAUCAGUGCUACCGCCUUCGAGGUAGCAAUACUAUGACAUGUCAAUCUGAUCUAGAGUGGACCGGUCGUCGACCCACCUGCACAGGUGAGCUUCAUGGUUUCAGUUUUGUGUUUUUAGUCUUGAGUUUUCAGUUUUCAGCACUUACCGCUUUAGCGCCGAACGACUUCCAUAAAUUGACUGUGGCGAAGGCAUGGCGGCUCUGUGAGACCCAAUCAAGACCUCCAGUACAGUUCUUGUGAAAAUGUGAAAUCCUGGAAAACUAGGUUUGGGGGUGCUAUCUCUGGAAUAAUGAUAAGAAAUGUUAUUGGUUUCUGAAUUAUAUAGUCAUUCUUCGUAACUUGCAUGUCUCAGAAUCCGAAAAAUGCUGUUUCGGGGGAAAUUUCAUUUUGCUUUCAUCUUGUACCUUUAAGACUGGUACAGUAUACAGUACAUUUCUGUAUGUCGGCGGCCUUCAAAUGUGUUGUGGACUCCUGCCAACUCGUUUUUCUUCGAUUUUCUUAUUAAUCUCGAACGCAUAUUGUUAGUUAAAAACGUGAAAUUUCAAGUUCAGUCAUUGAUAGAAAACUUAACUUGCAGCUUUAACCAACUAAACGUUUACCCUGUGAAUAAAUAACUCCAACCGUUGCGAAUAUUGAGAUAACACAGGAGCUGGUUUGUCAAGAAAUAUCCAAACUUAAAUGAAACAAGGCAACAGGCCCUGAUGACAUUAGUCCGAAACUGUUAAAGCUAGCUGGUGAAUCUGUGGUGCCCUCGUUAACGUCCAUUUUUAAAAUCAGCGCACAUACAAAUUCAGUCCCAGAUAAAUGGAAGAAUGCUAAUGUUACAGCAGUUUAUAAGAACGAUGACGAAGCGGAAAAAGAAAACUAUCGCCCUAUUUCCAUACUUUGUAUCCAUGCAAAAAUAUUGGAAACUUGUGUUACGAAAACAACGAUUAACCAUCUUGAGGUCCACAACCUCAGCAGUAACUACCAAUGGGCACAUAAAAAAAGCCACUCUACAGAGAUGUUGUUAAUAAAAAUGACUGAAACAUGGAGACGAGCCCUUGACAACAAAUAAGUCGUGGGUAUAAUCUUUAUCGAUUUUAAGAAGGCCUUCAACUCAUUUGUCAUCAUAUCCUGUUACAGAAACUACAAGCUUUAGGAAUAAGUGGGGAUAUCUCGCUCUGGAUAAAAGAUUAUCUCCAGGACAGGAAAAUGUCAACGAUUGUAAAUGGGUCAAAAUCGAAUUCAUGUCAAGUUAAAUUUGGAAUACCGCAGGGGUCGGUUUUAGAGCCGAUCCUCUUUUCAGUGUUUUGUAAUGAUCUUCCUGAAAUUAUGCAAAUCGAUGAUGGAGAGAUUGAAAUGUUUGCUGAUGAUACCACCAUAUAUGUGAUUGGACCAAACCCCGAUAGUGUUGCAAGUAUCCUCAAUGAAAUGUUACGGAAAUUGGUGUUUGAAGAACUUAUUGAUGGUUCACACUGGAAAAACAGAAUAUAUGCUGUUGGAGUGUGCCCGGUUCAUCGGUCCAUUGCAGCAAAUCAAACUUGAUGAGUCUGUCAUUAAAUUGGUUAACACAAAAAUAUGUCUAGGUUUAAAAUUGGAUUCCGGCCUCAUAUGGGACGUUCAUGCCUUGGAAGUAGUUGAAUGGUUCAAUAAGAAACUAAAACUGCGUAAAUCGUUUCAUUUUCUACCUCUGCAAGCACGUCUGGACUUCUAUUUUAAGGUUAUUCUGCCAUCAAUAACUUACGGAAUUUUAAUCUGGGGAUCCGUUGGAAAAACGAUAUUUGACAAUUUGGAAAGAAUUCACAUCAGGGCAGCACGACUAAUCUACCAGUAUGCCUGGGACAUACCCAGGGGCGCAAAUGACGGGGGUGUGGGGGUGUGACCCCCCUCCAAUAUUUAAACAUUCGGUCCUGAUGGUUAUUAUAAAGUCUGUCCCAAAACAAAGCCAGAGCCCGUUUUAUGCGCGAUCCAAAAGGCGCGAUGGGAGGCUAUGGUUAAAUCACCGAUUUGUAUGGAACAUUACGGUAAUUAUAGUUCGACAAAACAUCUCUAACGUUUACUAUAUUUUGCAUGCGUGCUAUUUUGUCGGAACCAAUUGCGAGCAGUUAUAUCUACACACGAGGCAUAGGUGUACAGGAAGGAAAAAAUUAGGGGGCAGAAAGAAAUUUGCCCGACUUGUCAAACAAAAUUUUCCGUGCAAACCUUUCGUCAGAAAGUGAAGGAUAAAGAUAUAGAGGGGGCACUUCAGCUGAGGAAUCUUUCUGUCACUCGUGGGUUGCUUGCUCAGAGUCAAUUGUGGCAGUGUACUGCCCAUAUCUAAGGCAGUUGAGUUAGACGUCUUUCUUUUGAAUUACUGAUCAACGCCGCAUUGCACAUACCAGUACUAGCGCAGCAGAGCUUCUAUUCAAUCGAAAAAUUGCCGCCAAUGACCCUAUGUUCUCAGAUGAGGAGGAUAAUCAUGAAAAAGCUAUCAACAACGACUCGAAGAAAAAGGAAAAGAUAAAACAGUAUAUAUACAGAUAAACAGAAUCAUGCCACGAAAAUCAAUUUUGAAGUAGGAGAUGACGCCUUAGUCCGACAGCAAAAGAAAAAUAAACUUUCUACAUCUUUCGGUAAAACGCGAUACAAAAUAACAGAAAUAAAAGGAACAAUGAUCACUGCAACUAGUGAAGAUAACAUUAACUGCAAACUUACCAGAAAUAUUUCAACAUUUAAACGAAUUCUGAAGUCAAAAGUGGAACAGCAAGAUCAAAGCAUCCAUGAUCUUGAUGAUGUUCUGCCUAACAUGGAACUGCCGCGUAGGUAUCCCAAUCGGAACAGAAGGAGUCUGGAAUUUUAUAAAUAGUUCACCGAUAAACAGAAUUACAAACCUAAACAAAGUUGAGGUACAAUUUGUUGAGUUGUUAAUUACAUAUGUUCUCUUCUAAAAAAUAAGGGAGGAAUGCAUUAUUGUAACGUGGACAAUGUCACAUGACAAGAAAAAGGACAUGCGUAGGACGGGAUGGUAAGGAAAUCGGGAUUGUAUUGUAUGGUUCACAAUGUAUGUUUUGGGUUUAGUUACAAAACAACGACGUUGUAGCUUCCCCCCCCCCCCCGCCUUCCAAUGGAGUUGAAUUAAUUUUUGGAAAAUUAGUCUCUGAAAUCCUGAAUUGGACAGCCCCAGUUGCUAUCAUAUUUUACUGAAAUUACAGCAUCACUGGCAAGAAUUCCCUGAGUAUAAUGUACCAACAGUCACUCAAAUUUUGCGUACGUUUACUGUAUGUGCAAAUUGUUUACUCAAUUUACUUUUAGUAAAAUUUCGAAUUUAUUAAAUCUUUUGGGUUUAAUUAAGAUUUACUUUGCUGAAAAAAGAGAAUGAGCUAACUUGCUCAUAAAUUUGAAUAACUUUACUCAAUAUUAUGAGUCACUUUGGGUGAAUUAUUUUUCGCAAGAAUUUUUGAAUCAAACUUUUUUGCAGUAUUCACUGUUUUACAAUAUUUAGCUGUGCAAUGCAGCUGGUUACGUCAUCCUACAAAUGGAAGAAUAGUUGCAUAUUCAAGGUACUGCGGAAGAGAACAAACAGAAUUUAUAUGUUUUCCUGGCUAUCAGUUAAGAGGUACAAGAAGAAUAACUUGUCAGAGUGACGGAAGCUGGUCUGCAGCGAGUCCAACCUGUGUCGGUAAGUUUUAAUUUUUAAACGUUUCUUUCAGUUCUAGUUCUGUUUACUUCGAUCCCUCUUG
Paramuricea clavata is the source of this 16038-nucleotide messenger RNA. Lineage: Eukaryota; Metazoa; Cnidaria; Anthozoa; Malacalcyonacea; Plexauridae. The record is from the annotation of a GenBank genome assembly.